Molecule: messenger RNA, 493 nt
Organism: Podarcis lilfordi (Lilford's wall lizard)
Lineage: Eukaryota; Metazoa; Chordata; Lepidosauria; Squamata; Lacertidae
Source: the annotation of a GenBank genome assembly
AUGACGAAGGCCGUUUUGUACCAGGGGAGGGGGAUAAAUUUAGAGCACGCAUUGGCGCCUCCACCAACCCCACUUCACCCGGAGACGACCCGCCCCCGUCCGCAGGGUGAGCCGUUGCCCAGCCUAGCCCAGCCCUCUCCGCCUCCAGCCUCACUCCCCUCACCUGAUGCGCGGACCCAGAAGCGUCAGCUGGAGGAGGAGGAGAAGGAGGCCUCAGCCCUCGCGGCUCCUUCACCACGCUCCGAAGCGUCACCAGCAACGGGCGCCUCAGCCCCGGCUCAGGCUGCCGAGGACCCCCAUCAGCGCGUCCCAGCCGCUAAGAUGCAAAGGCAAGUCCCUCGCCGCCGCCAUUUUCUUCCCGCCGCCACCUUCGACCUUCGAACUCUUCCCCCCCCCCUCGGGUCACUUCCGGUCCGCUGUCGCCUGAGCUUCGGUUGCCAAGGUGAUCUCCGCGCUCUCCCGCGUGGGGAAUUGGAUUCUCUUAAAGAGAUAG